GGCACGCCUAUAUAGUGUGAAGCACCGUGACCAGGUCCCGUUCUCGCCCCUUGCUCGCUCCCUUCUCACCAUGCGAGGACGCUACGUCCUCUCGAUACUUUGUGCGGCGGCGGCGCUCGCUCGUGCGGCGCCCUCGCCUGACUUUAUUGGCCGCGAGGAAGCGCCUCAAAGUCCUUCCCGUCGUGACGCGCAGAUACCCUUCGACUUUGAUCACGCAGGCGGCACAGAGGACUCGUUUGAGGUCACGGAUGGCCCUCGUUAUCCUCCUCACGAGAGCAGGACGAUCUAUCAGAUCGUAUCUGACAGCCUGGAAUUCUCAAAGUUCGCGAAGGCGGUCGACUUCGUUGACGACGUUGUUGCUUAUCUAAACGAUUCCACCGCAGAUCUGACGUUCUUCGUGGCACCGGACUACGACCACGAUCACCUUGCCACGCGGCACGAGUUCUACGGCAUCGUCGCGGCCAUCGAGGGCCUGACGAAUCGUGUCGUCGCAGAGGAUUCAGUACGCCGAGCUGUCGCGUCCCUACUCGAAUACCACACGAUACCCGAGCGCCUGAAAAUCCACGAUGCGCCUGCAACUGCAUCAUACCCGACACGGCUCGCCAUGUCCAGCUCCGAAGACAUGCGACAGCGCCUCAAAAUCGAGCAGCGCAAGCACCGCCGCGUGGCCGUCAAUGGUCGUAGAAUCAUACGGGAGCCCAUCCGUGCAUCGAAUGGAGUUAUCUACGUACUCGAUCUGCCUUUGAGCACUCCGGGCUCUGUAUACCAAGCGCUUCUGGACAGCUCAGCUUCGACCAUGCUCUCCGCCAUCAAGCACGCAGGACUAUCCGAGCUAUUCGAGUCAACCUCGUUGAUGACCGUAUUCGCUCCAGACGACCGCGCAUUCGACCACCUCCCCGAAGACCUGCGCGCCUAUCUCUUCUCGGAGGCUGGCAAACCCGCGCUGAAGAAGCUGCUGGAGUACCACGUCGCUCCUAACGUCCUCUUCUACACAGACUACGUGCAUGGCCUCGCCUUCGAUGCCAUGAGCCUUCGAAGGCCUGAGCAUGAUUUCGUCGAAACCGAGGAUGACCUCGUCGACACCGAGGACAUGGCUUCAGACCUCAUCAAUGACGAGUCGCGCGUAGAAGAGAUAUACAUCAUCAUCCAGGUCGAGCAGGACUUUGCGCUGCAGGAUGGGUUCCCCGCGGACCACCCCCAUAGUCCAAGGGACACCCAUCCCUAUGGACAUCAUGAUCACCACCCCGAGAAUCGCCAGGAGAACGCUCGCUCGCCGCGCCGUGGUGGCAAUCGCAAGCCUCGGGACCGUCGAGCGCCCGUUUUCCGCAAGGAGGAAGGUAGGGGCGAGAGGAAGGGUCGCGAGCCUCGCCCGCGUCAUGAAUGGGAAGGCGACCACCCGCCGCCGCCUCCACGCUUUGACGGACCGUGCCCUUUCCGCGGGGACCACCCACCGCCGCCGCCGCCGUUCCGUGGUGACAGCCCUCGGGAAGACCGUGAUGACGGCUCUCGGGAAGACCGUGGCGAUGGGCCUCGGGAAGACCAUGAAGAUCACUUCGACGAGUACCCACCGCGUCCGGAGCAAUUGAUGCGCGGUCCUCCUUCCGAGGAUGACGCCCGCGUGCCACCUUCCGAGUACGGCGAUCGCUUGCCACCACCUCCUCCGCCUCCGCGCCGCGGUCCUCACCCGCCGCCCCCACCGCCGGACUGCGACCGUCAUCAUCCCCGGCCUCCCUGCCGCGGCGACCAUCCCCCUCCCCCUCCUCCCCCCUUCUAUGGCGACCAUCCGGGCCCGCAUCACGACGAGGACAACCGCCGCCCGCCGCCUCCCUCGCACGGACCGCUACCGCCAUUCUGCGGCCCACUACCGCCGCCGCCGCCGCCCCCACACCACCCCGAUGAGCACCAUCGUGCACACCACCGUCCUCCACCUCCACCGCCCCCACCGCGCGGUCCUCCCCACUUCCCCAAACCCUCGCCCGACGCCCUCAUUUCCACCCUAGACGCCCAAGUGCCCACGCUAGCAGGCGCGCCUCUUUAUGCCCGCGUCGAGCGCUUUGCUCUGCCUCAUCCUCCCUUCCCUCGUGGCCCAGGGAGACAGGCGCACGACGAGCGGUACCCUGAGAGGAAGGCUUCUCGCGGCCCGUCGAGAAAGGCGCACGACAAGCCACCGCGCACCAUCUCCCGUCUCACCGUCGACGGCGUCCACGUCCUCACAUCCGACAGCGUCACCGCGAACGGCCCCAUGCAUGUUUUGUCGCGCGUGCUUUGUCCUCGACAGCGGGGUGCAGAGAACUUGGAGCAGACGAUGGUGGAUGAGCAUGUGGAUCCAUGGGCGGAUUGGGAGGACUGGCUGCCCCAGUGGGCGGAGGAGUCCUAGGCGCGUUGUUCUUAAUACCAGUAUCCAUGUACCAGAUAGCGUUGUAGAGUUCGAACGACCGGAAUGUGUUCCACUAUGUGAUCUUGAUGCGUGUCCGAG
Schizophyllum commune H4-8 is the source of this 2476-nucleotide messenger RNA. RefSeq lists its product as uncharacterized. The transcript has 6 exons. Gene Ontology annotation, biological process: macroautophagy. Gene Ontology annotation, cellular component: fungal-type vacuole membrane. Lineage: Eukaryota; Fungi; Basidiomycota; Agaricomycetes; Agaricales; Schizophyllaceae. Bases 71 to 2377 code for a protein of 768 amino acids. The record is from RefSeq and is a predicted model, not a curated record.